This is a messenger RNA of Zea mays, 1137 nucleotides long. Its product is annotated as ethylene-responsive transcription factor ERF020-like. Gene Ontology annotation, molecular function: DNA binding; DNA-binding transcription factor activity. The record is from RefSeq and is a predicted model, not a curated record. The coding region runs from base 491 to 1027 and encodes 178 amino acids. The transcript has a single exon. Lineage: Eukaryota; Viridiplantae; Streptophyta; Magnoliopsida; Poales; Poaceae. Gene Ontology annotation, biological process: regulation of DNA-templated transcription.
AAUACAAAAUGAUGCAAAAAAAAAAUAAUGGCUGCCAGCAGGGGCAGGAAUUUCCAGACGUCGGACCGUUUGACUGGUCCCCACCGCAGCGUUGCCGUUGCUCCUCCUACCGACCUGCCUGCCUGCCAUGCCAUGCAUACCGGCCUUCGUCCACUCUCCAGCUGCUUCUCUUCUCUUCUUCUUUUCCUUCCUCUCAAGGGUCAAAGCUCAAAAAACCCAAUACCAUACCGGGGCGAGGUCAACUCUGCUCGGGGGUUGACCUCCCAGUCCCAUCCGGCCAUCCCGAUACCUAUAAAUACGCGCGCAGUCCGUGCACCGCCAAGGUCAGCCCAUGCCGGGUGCCAUCUCUCCUUCCUCGAGGUCGAGGACGAAAGCCAGUCACGUGCAUUGAGCUUGAAGCCUUCAUCCGAGAGAGUUGAGCUGUUGAGAACCAUCUCAGUCUCAGGAGAGAGGACCGGAGCCUCGAGGCCCAAGAGAAGAGAGCUUAACGAUGAGGCGCGCGGAGCCGGUCGGCGAGCAGGCGGACGCGGAGCGGCGCAUGAGCGGGUACAAGGGCGUGCGGCGGCGCCGGUGGGGGAAGUGGGUGUCGGAGAUCCGGGUGCCCGGCUCGCGGGAGCGCCUGUGGCUCGGCUCCUACGCCACGCCCGAGGCCGCCGCCGUCGCGCACGACACGGCCGUCUACUUCCUCCGCGGCGGCGGCGGCGCGGGCGACGUCGCGGCGCUCAACUUCCCCGAGCGCGCGGCGGCCGCGUACGGCGCAGGGGGCCGCCUGUCGCCCCGGUCCGUGCAGCGCGUGGCGUCCGACGCCGGCAUGGCCGCCGACGCGCAGCUCGUCGCGGCGCGGGAGGACACCCGCGCGCUUCGCGCCGGCAUUGGCGGUGGCGCCAGCGCGCGCCCGCGCGAUCGGGAUGCUGGUGACGCCUGCGCGGGCCGUGCGCACAACGCUAGCCUUCACAGUACGGGCGCCGGAAGGGAGCAGCCUGUCUCCGGGGAGAUUAGCGUGGAUGACAUGGAUAUUUUGCUGUAGUUUAUUGAUAGCAAAAAAAAAACACAUGGGAGUACGGAAAUUAGCCGAUGCAAUAAAAACCUCUUUUAACGAACAGUACCAUCGCCGAUGGCACUGUUUCGGUUGCAACA